AUGGAAAUUAUCACACCCCAGGACUACCAGAACAACUCUCGCAAACGACAACGUCGCAGUCUUCGCCCCUGUGACGCCUGUCGGAAGCGCAAGACCCGUUGCGUUACCAAGGAUGGCGACGGUGACUGUGUCCAUUGCCAGCUAAGAGCUACACCGUGUACCUUCCAGCACGAUCCUCCAGAACGCCAGGUCACAAGCAACAGCGGGAAUAGCAGCAGCUCGACCGCUGGUCCCGGAAUCCAGGAAGAGAUCGCCCCAGAUGAGACUCCAGCACAGAUUAAGAUCCAGACCCCGAACCAAACCCAGGCCCAGAUCCAGAAUCCAGCGAGGAGUAUGAGCCAGCAAAGUCGUAAAGAGUCCCGGGAGGACGUCCAAUCUGUCUACUCUGUCCCUUCGAUCCAGACUUUCCUCUCACCCGCCGAGACGCGCGCUUCUGCUGAUAGUGGCAUCCCUCUUGCUCCCCCGUCGGGCAUGGUUCCGGAGCUCGGUCCUCUAGAUCGCACAAUGGGCUGCUCGUCUACGCGCUUCGCCGAACUCUAUGGACUUGGGAGUGACAUGGAGCCGAUACUAAUGCGACAUCGUCCUUACGAUCCUCAAACUCACGAGUUUAGUCUCGAUACGCAUGCUAUCCGCCGCGUGCUCCAAAGGGACGACGGCCAGGAGUAUCCCCUAACGUUUCACAUGGCUCGUGACGAAAAAGCAGUCGAGGGUGAUCCGACAUUUUCUCAGGUCGACGCCAUCGAGAGCUGCGUUCGCCCCCACGGGCCCGGUCUCGUCGAGUUAUUCUGGAGACAUGUUCAGCCGUGCUAUCCCAUCCUCUCCAAGGACCCCUUCACCCUUGCCUACAACCAGUCUUACCGUCGCAUCCCCGCGGCCCUUCUCGGGGCCAUCUACCUCUCCGCCAUUCGCUGGUGGACCUACGACCCUGAACUCUCCAUCAGAAGUCCCCCGGACGCCGCCCUCCUCCGCAGGAUGCUGCGGACGGCCAUCCCGGCGUCAUACCACCGCCCAAAGCUCAGUUCUAUCCAGGCCGCCCUGCUUCUACUCCAGUGCCAGCCUGAAGACCCCCUCAACCCUGACCAUACCUUCCAAUGGGGUCUCACCUGCCAAGCGCUUGCUAUCGGUCAGUGCCUUGGGCUUCACCUCGAUGCCAGCAACUGGACUAUUCCCCAAUGGGAACGCAACGUUCGUAAGCGUCUGAGCUGGGCGCUAUUCAUGCAGGACCGCUGGACUGCAUUGGCUUAUGGACGACCUGUACAUAUUCACGACGAUGACUGGACAGUGGGCGAUCUCACUCCGGCUGAUUUUUCGGAUUUUGAAAACGACGCUCCUACCGCUCCCUCAACUUCUGGAUCUGUCUCUAGUUCGGUUUCUGUCUCUGGCUCGGACGACGAUCGGAGAUCGAUUGCUUACACUGGCAUGACGCAGUAUAUACAGAUGGUGCGGUUGACGCAGAUUCUAUCAGUUGUCUACUCGACCUUUUACACAGCUCGCACGUGCCGAGAGCAGGACACGGUGAUACUCUUCGAGAAAGCCCGGCCGCUCUUUGACAUGCUGACGAGUUGGUACCAUAGCAUCCCACCAACGCUGCAGAUGAAUGUCAUCUACCAGCGCAAGCUGUGCUUCCACGGCUAUUUGCACUUCUCCUACUAUGGUGUGGUAAUGACACUCCUGCGUCGCCUAAUCCGCUCUACAGCCCUCCCUCCACGCUGUUCCGACGAUCGCGUGCUCUCCAGCAUUCGCCAGAUCGCCCUCCAAACUGCCCAAAGCGCAAUAAGCUUCGUGAUAAGUUUGAGGCCCGAUCAUCUCGAGGCUUUCUGGUACUUUACAUCACCCUACCUCUUCUCGCUCCUCGGCUCCUUUACCACCUUACUUCUCGUCACCUCAUUGUCUUCCCAGGAGCAACAUUUCUGGCAAGAAACUUUAAACUCGUACCUCUGGAAUCUUCGCAUGAUGAGCAAAAGUCAUCAACCAAUGCAAUACGCUGUAAACCGUCUCGAAGGCGCCAUAUUGCGCGGUCUCGAGCAUUCUCUCGCGGUCAAUAUAAACGAACCGCUUAAUGACAAAGUUAGCCCAAUGAUGGGCCAUUAUUCAUCAGAUGUAUAUGAAUACACUGAUUUUGGCGACUGGGACCUGGCAGCUGGUGCAUCAGGUCCGUAUGAUCUUCUCAGUGGGUUGGUUAUCCAGCAGAAUCCUAUGAUGCCGCAGGAAGAGUUAGGAUGA
Fusarium coffeatum is the source of this 2223-nucleotide messenger RNA. RefSeq lists its product as uncharacterized. Gene Ontology annotation, molecular function: zinc ion binding; DNA binding; DNA-binding transcription factor activity, RNA polymerase II-specific. Bases 1 to 2223 code for a protein of 740 amino acids. Gene Ontology annotation, biological process: DNA-templated transcription. The transcript has a single exon. Lineage: Eukaryota; Fungi; Ascomycota; Sordariomycetes; Hypocreales; Nectriaceae. The record is from RefSeq and is a predicted model, not a curated record. Gene Ontology annotation, cellular component: nucleus.